AAAGCCCAAUCUUGUUCCCCUUCUGUUUCAGAUCCUACACAAGAAGAAAAUAACAUUUCCGUCACCAAUUUUAAUAUUAAUCUGAUUUUUUACUGAAAGGGCAUAUGGAGGAAGGCGGUGGCGGUGGUGAUGACGGUGGCCGGACGAAGGAAGAGGAACAAGACGGAAUGUCAGCACACUCUCCGUGUAAAGCUCCCCCGUCUUCUGCUUCUUCUCUUCCUAAGGUUUGUCUUAAUGUUGAAUUGGAGCUUAGACUAUUAGAAGCUCUCGAAAUAUAUCCUCCCGGCAAGCUAAAAGGCAUGCAUCGCCACUUUGUCCUCUAUGGUCUUAUGGAAUUUCUUCGGAGAAGCUUUGAUCGGCAGUUUUCUGCAGAUGAGGUUUUGCAGUUAUUGGAGCGUUUCUACAACUUGGAAUUGCUGUUUACUUGUAGAUCGUGCUUUGAAUUUCAGAAACCCGAUGAUGAGGAUACGGAAAUCCUGAACCAUGAGGAAGAUUUCAGCUUGCCCCAAAGCUUUUUUGUGAAGGAAGAAUCAUAGGUUACACUCUUCUGCUGGUCUAGAUGAGCAAGAGAGGGUUAGUGCUGCAAAAUAAUUUCAGAGAGGUUAAUGUAAGAUAAUUCUUUAAUAAGCGGCUCUUGAUUUUAGCGUCCUCUGGUAAGGUAGAUGUGUAAAUAGUAGAUAUGAAGUAUGAGGAAGUAAGGAUGAGUUAUUACAUUUCUUGAUACUGAAUCCUCAUCUGCUGUUGUGGCUUGGUCAUGGUGUCCACAAGUACUUGUCCUGCAUAUAAGAUUCUCUCCCCCUCUCUCUUGAUCAACUUUGGUGUCUGCUAUUGUUAAUCUACAUUGGUUAUGCAACUGCUAAUGGUGGCUAGAUAUUCAAUUUUCUAGUCCCUAUGCAUUAUUGUGAAAA
Tripterygium wilfordii is the source of this 908-nucleotide messenger RNA. RefSeq lists its product as uncharacterized. Gene Ontology annotation, biological process: regulation of transcription by RNA polymerase II. NCBI's taxonomy places the organism in Eukaryota, Viridiplantae, Streptophyta, Magnoliopsida, Celastrales, Celastraceae. The transcript has 5 exons. Bases 105 to 536 code for a protein of 143 amino acids. The record is from RefSeq and is a predicted model, not a curated record. Gene Ontology annotation, cellular component: NuA4 histone acetyltransferase complex; nucleus.